AACAAUCCCCGUCAAUACAGCUCAAAUCUGUUUAUCGCCGAGUGGAUAUUUUGCUAGCCUGAUAAUUUCUCCCAAACAGUGCCGGAUUUGGGCUAUUAUGGCGUCUUUGGGGGAACCUGUUCGACUGGAAAGAGACAUUUCUCGGGCCAUUGAAUUGCUUGACAAGCUCCAGAGGACGGGGGAAGUGCCACCCCAGAAACUGCAGGCACUGCAAAGGGUCUUGCAGAGUGAGUUCUGUAAUGCUGUGCGAGAGGUGUAUGAACAUGUGUAUGAGACAGUGGACAUUAACAGUAGCCCAGAAGUCAGGGCAAAUGCCACAGCCAAGGCCACUGUUGCAGCGUUUGCGGCCAGUGAGGGGCACUCACACCCUCGCGUGGUGGAGCUGCCUAAGACUGAGGAAGGACUUGGCUUCAAUAUAAUGGGAGGGAAGGAACAGAACUCUCCUAUUUACAUCUCACGCAUCAUUCCUGGGGGAAUCGCCGACCGCCACGGGGGCCUCAAGAGAGGCGACCAGCUUCUUUCUGUCAAGGGGGUGAGUGUGGAGGGGGAGCACCAUGAGAAAGCUGUGGAGCUUCUCAAAGCUGCCCAGGGCACUGUGAAGCUGGUGGUCAGGUACACUCCUAAAGUCCUUGAGGAAAUGGAGUCCCGCUUUGAGAAGAUGAGGUCUGCAAAGCGCCGGCAACAGAACAGCUAUCCCCAAUAGUGUUUUUUCAUCACUGGCACGCAAUUCCCUCAUCUUUCACCCUCUUCCAGCCAUCUGUCCCAGUCACAAUUUUAACCUUCUUCUAAAACUUAGCACACUAAGUUUUUAGUUUGGAUCCACAUACAGUGGGGCAAAAAAGUAUUUAGUCAGCCACCAAUUGUGCAAGUUCUCCCACUUAAAAAGAUGAGAGAGGCCUGUAAUUUUCAUCAUAGGUACACUUCAACUAAAAAUCCUGAAAAUCACAUUGUAGGAUUUUUAAUGAAUUUAUUUGCAAAUUAUGGUGGAAAAUAAGUAUUUGGUCAAUAACAAAAGUUUAUCUCAAUACUUUGUUAUAUAGCCUUUGUUGGCAAUGACAGAGGUCAAACGUUUUCUGUAAGUCUUCACAAGGUUUUCACACACUGUUGCUGGUAUUUUGGCCCAUUCCUCCACGCAGAUCUCCUCUAGUGCAGUGAUGUUUUGGGGCUAUUGCUGGGCAACACAGACUUUGAACUCCCUCCAAAGAUUUUCUAUGGGGUUGAAAUCUGGAGACUGGCUAGGCCACUCCAGGACCUUGAAAUGCUUCUUACGAAGCCACUCCUUCGUUGCCCGGGCGGUGUGUUUGGGAUCAUUGUCAUGCUGAAAGACCCAGCCACGUUUCAUCUUCAAUGCCCUUGCUGAUGGAAGGAGGUUUUCACUCAAAAUCUCACGAUACAUGGCCCCAUUCAUUCUUUCCUUUACACGCAUCAGUCGUCCUGGUCCCUUUGCAGAAAAACAGCCCCAAAGCAUGAUGUUUCCACCCCCAUGCUUCACAGUAGGUAUGGUGUUCUUUGGAUGAAACUCAGCAUUCUUUGUCCUCCAAACACGACGAGUUGAGUUUUUACCAAAAAGUUAUAUUUUGGUUUCAUCUGACCAUAUGACAUUGUUCCAAUCUUCUUCUGGAUCAUCCAAAUGCUCUCUAGCAAACUUCAGACGGGCCUGGACAUGUACUGGCUUAAGCAGGGGGACACGUCUGGCACUGCAGGAUUUGAGUCCCUGGCGGCGUAUUGUGUUGCUGAUGGUAGGCUUUGUUAAUUUGGUCCCAGCUCUCUGCAGGUCAUUCACCGUGUGGUUCUGGGAUUUUUGCUCACCGUUCUUGUGAUCAUUUUGACCUCACGGGGUGAGAUCUUGCAUGGAGCCCCAGAUCGAAGGAGAUUAUCAGUGGUCUUGUAUGUCUUCCAUUCCCUAAUAAUUGCUCCCACAGUUGAUUUCUUCAAACCAAGCUGCUUACCUAUUGCAGAUUCAGUCUUCCCAGCCUGGUGCAGGUCUACAAUUUUGUUUCUGGUGUCCUUUGACAGCUCUUUGGUCCUGGCCAUAGUGGAGUUUGGAGUGUGACUGUUUGAGGUUGUGGACAGGUGUAUUUUAUACUGAUAACAAGUUCAAACAGGUGCCAUUAAUACAGGUAACGAGUGGAGGACAGAGGAGCCUCUUAAAGAAGAAGUUACAGGUCUGUGAGAGCCAGAAAUCUUGCUUGUUUGUAGGUGACCAAAUACUUAUUUUCCACCAUAAUUUGCAAAUAAAUUCAUUAAAAAUCCUACAAUGUGAUUUUCUGGAUAUUUUUUUUUCUCAUUUUUUCUGUCAUAGUUGAAGUGUACUUAUGAUGAAAAUUACAGGCCUCUCAUCUUUUUAAGUGGGAGGACUUGCACAAUUGGUGGCUGACUAAAUACUUUUUUGCCCCACUAUAUAUUAUAUUUCUACCUUUUCUACACCCUACCCCUGCGACUUCUGACACCACGACUCAAGGCAAACACUAGAUUUAUCAUAUUUCUACAAGUAAAAAUCAAAAUCAAAAAAUCGAAUUUAUUUAUAUAGCCCUUCGUACAUCAGCUGAUAUCUCAAAGUGCUGUACAGAAACCCAGCCUAAAACCCCAAACAGCAAGCAAUGCAGGUGUAGAAGCAUGGUGGCUAGGAAAAACUCCCUAGAAAGGCCAAAACCUAGGAAGAAACCUAGAGAGGAACCAGGCUAUGUGGGGUGGCCAGUCCUCUUCUGGCUGUGCCGGGUGGAGAUUAUAACAGAACAUGGCCAAGAUGUUCAAAUGUUCAUAAAUGACCAGCAUGGUCGAAUAAUAAUAAGGCAGAACAGUUGAAACUGGAGCAGCAGCACAGUCAGGUGGACUGGGGACAGCAAGGAGUCAUCAUGUCAGGUAGUCCUGGGGCACGGUCCUAGGGCUCAGGUCCUCCGAGAGAGAGAAAGAAAGAGAGAAUUAGAGAGAGCAUAUGUGGGGUGGCCAGUCCUCUUCUGGCUGUGCCGGGUGGAGAUUAUAACAGAACAUGGCCAAGAUGUUCAAAUGUUCAUAAAUGACCAGCAUGGUCGAAUAAUAGUAAGGCAGAACAGUUGAAACUGGAGCAGCAGCAUGGCCAGGUGGACUGGGGACAGCAAGGAGUCAUCAUGUCAGGUAGUCCUGGGGCAUGGUCCUAGGGCUCAGGUCAGUUGAAACUGGAGCAGCAGCAUGGCCAGGUGGACUGGGGACAGCAAGGAGUCAUCAUGUCAGGUAGUCCUGGGGCAUGGUCCUAGGGCUCAGGUCCUCCGAGAGAGAGAAAGAAAGAGAGAUGGAGAGAAUUAGAGAACGCACACUUAGAUUCACACAGGACACCGAAUAGGACAGGAGAAGUACUCCAGAUAUAACAAACUGACCCUA
Messenger RNA from Oncorhynchus nerka (sockeye salmon), 3357 nucleotides. RefSeq names its product protein lin-7 homolog C-like. Gene Ontology annotation, molecular function: L27 domain binding. Gene Ontology annotation, biological process: neurotransmitter secretion; protein localization to basolateral plasma membrane; maintenance of epithelial cell apical/basal polarity. Lineage: Eukaryota; Metazoa; Chordata; Actinopteri; Salmoniformes; Salmonidae. Gene Ontology annotation, cellular component: cell-cell junction; basolateral plasma membrane; synapse. The coding region runs from base 98 to 703 and encodes 201 amino acids. The transcript is spliced from 5 exons. The record is from RefSeq and is a predicted model, not a curated record.